Messenger RNA from Balearica regulorum gibbericeps (East African grey crowned-crane), 594 nucleotides. The record is from RefSeq and is a predicted model, not a curated record. Lineage: Eukaryota; Metazoa; Chordata; Aves; Gruiformes; Gruidae.
GACCUGCAGCGUUCUGGUGGACUUUGUCCCUUCGCGGUGACACCUGUGCCGACAGCCCCGGGCUGGGACCCCCGGGGUUUGGAGCACUCCGUGGCCGAGCUCUCAUCAGCCGGGCGGCCGCCUUGUGUGCGCGUUGGUGACGCGGUGCCCUGGGCUCUGUCUGCCCAGAAGCCGCUCGAGAAGCUGCAAAGUGACUUUUGUCACCCCGUGGCUGCGGAAGGGCAGCCUGGUGCGGACGUGUUAAAGAAACGCCUCGUGAAGCUUGUUGUCAACUUUCUCUUCUACUUCCGGACGGACGAAGCAGAGCCCAUUGGAGCUCUGCUGCUGGAGCACUGCAGGAUCACCAAAGAGGAGGAGAACGUCUUCUCCAUCAGUUUCGUUGAGGAGCCGGAGAGGAAAUACUGCUUCGAAUGUGACAGCAAAGAGCAGUGUCAGGAGUGGAUUGAGGCACUCAAGCGAGCCAGCUACGAGUUCAUGAGGAGGAGCUUGAUUUUCUACCGGAAUGAGAUCCAGAAAAUGACAGGGAAGGACCCCCUGGAGCAGUACGGGAUCUCCGAGGAAGCCCGCUUCCAGCUGGGAACACACAAGCAAUGA